This is a messenger RNA of Xyrauchen texanus (razorback sucker), 2980 nucleotides long. Its product is annotated as actin-related protein 2/3 complex subunit 5-like protein. Gene Ontology annotation, molecular function: actin filament binding. Gene Ontology annotation, biological process: Arp2/3 complex-mediated actin nucleation; regulation of actin filament polymerization; cell migration. The record is from RefSeq and is a predicted model, not a curated record. Gene Ontology annotation, cellular component: actin cytoskeleton; cytoplasm; Arp2/3 protein complex. NCBI's taxonomy places the organism in Eukaryota, Metazoa, Chordata, Actinopteri, Cypriniformes, Catostomidae. Bases 232 to 684 code for a protein of 150 amino acids. The transcript has 4 exons.
UUUUUUUUUUUUUUGUCGGCUCUGCAGGAAUGUGUGGAAAUGCUCGUGAUGGGGAAGAGGUAACAACGCACCUUCCUGCUGACAAAUGAACCGACUAACAGAUGUCAAUGCCUUUGGGUUUCGGCACUGAGGAUAGCGGAGACAGACUCGGAUCGGCGUGUAGCUGAAUAUCUGUCCUAUUAUCCCACAUUCCUGGAGUCGCAUGAUUGAUUGAAACUGCUCCUCCUCCUCAUGGCGAAAAACACACUGUCCUCGCGAUUCCGGGGAGUCGACAUCGACGAAUACGACGAGAAUAAAUUCGUGGAUGAUCAAGAUGAGGCUGCCGAACAGCAGGGACCCGACGCGUCAGAGGUGGACGAUCUCAUCAGGCAAGGGGACAUGAUGACGGCAUUUCACAUCGCCUUGAGGAAUCCACCAAUCAACUCCAAGAAUCUGGCAGUGAAAGAGCGGGCCCAGGCAGCGGUGUUACGAGUGUUGACUGCAUUUAAGAGCAGCGAUAUUGAGCCUGCGGUGAAAUCUCUGGACAAGAACGGAGUUGACCUGUUGAUGAAGUACAUCUACAGAGGCUUUGAGAAGCCCUCAGACAACAGCAGUGCCAUCCUUCUGCAAUGGCAUGAAAAGGCUUUUGCCGUAGGGGGUCUGGGAUCCAUCGUACGGGUGCUGACUGCGAGAAAGUCCAUCUGAGAAACAAAGUGUAAAGAGAGAUAACCAGCCAUGGGAUUUACUCUCAUUUCUCUGUCUUAGACAUGGACCGCUUCCUCUCUAAUGACUCAAAUCAACUUGUCAAAGCAAAAAAUUUAUUCGGGGAACACCACACUACCACAGCCAAUAGAUUAUUUCACUCAAAAGCAAGAGGCCAUACAAGAUAUUGUAUGAUAUUUAAUGUAAAUUAUUGAUUCUUCUAUAUGUUCUUAUGGAAUUCAAACAGCCUGGCACAUUUCUUGACUAAUGAAAUCGAACCGUUAUUGCAACAGUCCGUGAACUGCAGAAGAAGGACAAUGAAUCAAAUGGAGAGACUUUAAAGAAUAAGCCCUGAGCUGAAAUUUCAGGGCAUUAAAUACUGUGGCGAAUCUGAAAGUUGUAUUUGCUUGUUUUACUUAGUUGCCAGUAGUUCCAAGUCUCAUUUUUCUUAUUGUACAGAAAGAGGAUGAUGUUUAAUAUAUAGUAUUUAGGUGGUGAAUCUAUGGUUUCAUUCGUAGUGUUUGAUUGAAUUAGGUUGGUAUAGGAGGGUUAUUGUGAAGUGCCUGGUGCAAUAAAGAACAUAAAAAGUGUUUGUUUUUUUUAUAUAUGAUUAAUUGGUCUAUUUGCCCAAGUAUAAUGAGCCCACCCCCAAGUUUCUAUAAUAUUCUGGGCCUUAGAAAUGGUUCAGGUCCCUCCCUCAAUGUAACUCUUAAGGACAAAACCGUUAGCAAGUACUACUUGUUACAGUUUGAUGGAAUAAUGGCAAUUAUAAUGUCAUUGCACAGGUGAAGGUAGAGUCAGAUUGUUAUAAACAGUGAGAAUGUUCACAUGCAUGAUUCUACACCGAUUACACUUAAUAAGCUAACAACAUGUGAGAUCAUUUAAAUGGCUUUUAUUAAUGAAAUCUCAUAAACUGUUUAAGUAAAAAAUGAUCAGCACAUGUAGAUUUCAUCCAUUAACUGGAUUUCAAGUUGCUUUGUAAAUGCCUUUAUUGGUGUUUUUAUUGGCUGAUCUACUGGGUGCUAUUCAAAAAGCAGAGAAUACUCAGAUUAUUCCAAAUAUCAUGUAAAGCUGGUUUUAUUGUGUUGUCUGAUUUAUUAAUAAGUGCAUGUAAACACACUCACUCAUUACAUAUAGAUGAGAAAUUUGGCAGUUGUAUUCAGUGCUGGGUAGUAACGGAUUACAUGUCAUCUGGAUUACGUACUCCGAUUACUUUUUAUGGAUUACAUUAUUACUUAUUUAGGCAAUGGCAGUAAAUUGUACUUAAUUUAUUAAGUCCCCUAUUUCUUUUUUAAAAUCUUGUACCUUUUUUAUUCUAAAUAAGCCUACCAGUGAUGCACAAGACCAUACCUUCUCAUGACAAAUAAUUAUGCAAAUUACUAAACACUGCUGAUGUAUAGCUGUGAAAUAAUGUCUUCAUAUCCAGUGAAUUUCACUAAUUAUUGAUUCUGGAAAACAAGUUUAAAAAGAAAAUAAUAAUUUUCAUCUUUGCAAAAAUAUACACACAAACACAUCAUAUAAAUUCACAUUUUCUGCUUCAAGUUGUCUUCAAAGCAUUUAAGCAACAUUAUAUCAAAAUACUGUAAUUAUCAUACUCAAAUGAACAAGUCAUCAAAUAAACAAAGAGUUAGGUCAGAGCAAUAAUCAUUCAAAAAGAAUCCGAUUAGAAUACUUUCAAAUAUAAUCCACAAGAUUAAGUUGCUGAUUUGCUAUUUUAGUUGUCAAUUGUAAUCAGUAUUGGAUUGUAAUUCUGACGUUAUCAACCAGCACUGGGUAUCUUACAAAUUGUAAUCUAUUGGAGAAAACAAACCGAACCUUGAAAUGAUAUCUUUGCUUUAUCUAAUGUAUGAUAUUAUUUUAAUUCUUCUCUCAAAUGAUUAUGAAAGUCUUUGCCUCGUCACUUUCAAAUCCACUUUUACAACAAGAAGAGAGAGUAGUCAGCACUCACAUCAAGAUACAAGCAUAAAUAUGACUUCAAACAAAAUCACUGAAAAGAUUUUUAAUUUUAUUUUAUCAAGACUUGAUGUUCUUGACAUACCAUAAAGUGAAAUCAAAAUAAGGAUGCAGUGGUAUUUUGAAGCAACCAGAAACAAUGGAUACUUCUAUGAUGGCUACAGUAUUAUAAAACAUUUGUGCAUGUUCUCCGUUUGUGCUAAAUUAACUUUUCAAAAUAAAUCUUAUUUCCAGACUGUUUUACACAGGGCAUUUAUAUAUAUUCUCCAGAUGUGUUUUAACUUACAAUAAAACAGGGUGUAAAAAAUGUCCAGUUGAAUUUGAAAAAGAAAUGACAUUUUCAAGG